UACCCCAAGCUAGCGAUCUCGUCCGGUUGUCUCAAGGUGAGAGACUUUUAUGUUGCAACGUCAUCUACAGUCACACCUCAGGUCGGUUGUAUCCUAGAUGAGGACCAGUCAGAUUACGAUCCAUUCGUAAGACCUUACGUCGGCAAGGCUGUGGACGGGUUCUACGAGUACCUGAAAAAUGAAGUUCACGGCGGGUGGCAUGUAUAGGGCAUACUAUGCUAAAUUCUGUUCGAUCGUCCAAAGUUCAGGUACAGGAAAAUCAAGACUAAUGAUCGAGCUCCGGAACAAAGGUGUUAUUGUUUUGUACAUGAACCUUCGUGAUCCGCGUGAUCAGGGCUUCCCUAUGCGAGACCUAGUGCCCGCGCGUAUAUUGACGGAAGAUACGGACUGUACUCAAGCCGAGUAUACUGCUCGUUGUCGCGCCUUCUUUACAGCCAUAUUUCAGACGCUGCAGGAGGAUCUGAGCAGCAAACUUCCUCAGCUAUGCUCUGGCAAUCCUAAUCCUGUAAUCAAAUCAUGGAAUGACCAAAUGUGCAAUAUGGGCUCGAAUGCUCGUUCCGAGUUCUUUCAGAAAGUUCAUUUUCGAUAUCAGGAGACCCUUACCAAGAUCAGCGAAUCGUUACUCAAGACAUCUUAUAACAACAUGCUGAUGGUUCUGCAGCGUAUAUUUAAUGAGAAGUACAAGGACAGGCAUGAUCCCAAACUCGUGAUAGCGUUUGACGAGGCCCACCCUCUGAGCAGCAUGAGUAGAAAGGGAUUUCGUCUAUCACAUAUCAUUGGUACGACAAUCAACUGCUACUCCAAUCAAAGAAUUGCAUCGGUUUGGGUCGUCUUUGCAUCCACGACCCCGCAGGUGGCAGAUUUUUCAGUGCCUCAGUCGAUCCAUGAUUCUAUGCGCGUAGCGGUAUCCGGCGAACUCCUCUAUCCGCCCUAUAGACAUCUUGGUUGGGACCAGAAUGCAGAUCCUCUGUCUGGUACGUCGGCGAAUAACGUUGCGAGCUUUGAUCACAUCGUCGGAUUCGGUCGUCCGCUGUUUGUCCCUAUGUUUUUAUUCUCGUUUUCAAUCUCAUUGACCGCCAUGAAUAGAUGGAAGUCAGUCGUAGGGAAACUUGAUAUCGCUAAUGUUUCGAAACUGGCUGCCCAGAAACUCUGCAAAUCGAUGUCAUUUGACGCGAGUGAUGCGAAUCAGGCUCUUGCUGUCCUGUCCCAGAGAUUCGGUCUCGACAUUUGCUUGGGUCACCCUGAUGCUGUGUCUUAUCUCGAAAAAGCAGUAGGCAGUUACCUGCGCAUAUGCUUCUCGACGACCGAAGAUAAAAUGUGGGCCUUUACCGGUUAUCCAUCAGAACCCAUUCUGUCUUGCGUUGCAGCAAUUAUGCUCCAUGGGAGGCCUGACAAUUUGGAUUUCGUUUUGUCCAUCUUGGGAAAAAAGGUUGAUGAUGGGAUGGUCGAAAUAGGACAGAGCGGGGAGUUGGCCAGUAGGCUUUUGCUGCUCAUCGCUAAGGAUCUCUUUAUCCGCAAGGACCCCCCCAAAGACGUAAUCCGGGAUCUAUACUAUUACGGAAGUGGGGAUGCAGAGCUGAUGGACUGCCGGAAGGUCUCCCUCAUCGAUUUCUUAGAGUACCUAUUUGGCCAGACAUUCUGGUCAAGGACGGCUAAGGAGGCCAAGGCAGCUUUUCAGCAUGCUUACAUCAAUUUCUCGCACUGGGUGUCUAUGACAGAGUUCAUAUCAACCCCGGUUCCCGAUCAAACUGACACUGAUUCGUUGAGUGCUAGAUGCAGCACCAAAGAGUGGACUUUGCGGCACUGGCAUCGCACAAGUGCGGUCCAAUGCUGUCAUCUGCAGCCGCUUGUCGACAAGAUGAUUCCCAUCUAUUUUGACGAUCCUGCCCUUGGCUCCGAUGAUCUCAAUCGCGUCUCACAGAUGUUUAUUUCCGACAAAGCGGGAGAAAACUGCCAUGAGCAUGACUUAGGGUUGGUCACUCGCACGCAUGAUUCAAUCCAGUGCCUAUCGAAUCUCCCCUACAUCGCUCUUCUUCUCGACCUGGAUGCGAAACCAAAGCUUAAUGUUACGUUCCAGGAGAAGGAGCCAAAUCACGCCGAAACAGACCGAUGUCUGCGGAUCUACGCUUCUGGAAUUAGCGACACCACAUUUCCAUUCUUGAGCCAACGUCCCACAGUUGCGAGGCAGCUGCGUGGGUUUGUCUCUCGGCAGAAGGAAGUACCAUCCCAAACCAAUCUCGAAGCUCUGGUCAAAUUUGGGAGCACCGCUAGGCUACGCAACUUGCAGUGGGAACUACAAGAUGCAUGAUAUCUUGAAUCAUAACUAGAGGAUUGUAGUAAAGUGAAAGCGAUGUAGGGCAUGUUCCUGUGUAAUAGUGUGUAUGAUAGAUAACGAUCGUAGCGCUGCUGCUUUGUUUCCGCCCUUUGUGACCUUGUAGUUUUACGAUUUUGUCGGCCACUGUUUUGAUGUUACGUUUUUACUUCAUCGGUUGGUUUUCUAAGUGACCCGAGUUACUUACGAGGCCGCGUAGAAUUUAGUGUGUUAGUAAGCGACACGGCGCAGCGCCCUUUGCUUGACUUGGCUUACACUGGUCUGCACACGCCUCAAUCGAGCCUC
Messenger RNA from Suillus bovinus, 2617 nucleotides. RefSeq lists its product as uncharacterized. The coding region runs from base 179 to 2308 and encodes 709 amino acids. NCBI's taxonomy places the organism in Eukaryota, Fungi, Basidiomycota, Agaricomycetes, Boletales, Suillaceae. The record is from RefSeq and is a predicted model, not a curated record. The transcript is spliced from 5 exons.